CACUAAUAGUGGAUGUACCUGUGACAUAUGUCUGAGGUCAAAAGAUGAUAGUAUGGAGGAAUAAUACGAAAUGUUCAUUUUAAAAAGCUUGAAAAUGACCUCUUCAAAAUUAGUCCAGUAUUUUAUUACAAAACAUCCUUCUGUACAAAAUCUGAUUAUUAGAGCAGUAUGUACAGUCUUUGUGGGAUACAUUGAUAUGAGAUUCAUCAGAUCUGAAUCAGUUGCUGAGGAAGAAUAAGUCUACGAAAAUCGUUCGAAAAUAAACUGAUCACCCUGUAUUAUUAAAUCAAUCUUUGAUUUUGGUUUUUGUUUUUGUUUUAUUUUUUCUCAGCAUCACCAAAUGAAUAUUUAUUUGUUACAAUAGAAAAAGAAAUUCCUUCAAUGUCAAUGGAAUUACAUGACUCAUCAAUAAGUGCACCAUGGCAUGCAAUUACAAAUUUAAAUUUAGUAGUUGAAAUUGAUUUUGAUUAUCAAGAUGAAAUUUACCGUACAGAAAAAUAUUCUAGUGUUAAUAUGAUUGAAAUGUAA
Messenger RNA from Rotaria sp. Silwood1, 528 nucleotides. Lineage: Eukaryota; Metazoa; Rotifera; Eurotatoria; Philodinida; Philodinidae. The record is from the annotation of a GenBank genome assembly.